AAUAACGCCAAUGAUAAAUAAGGCGGAGGUGCAGCUGCUGGUGACAUGAAGUGGGACGCCGCCUAUUUCGCCAACUAUGGGGUCUAGGCUGAGAGAGAACCCACGCCGACUGCUGGAGUGUUGGUGUGAGGUGGUGGGCCCGAUGGGUAAGGGUAAGGGCCCGUGGAUCAUCCAGAAGUUCCCCAACAGUUACACCCAGGAGGAGAUCCUAAAAAGUGUGCCGCAGUUUGCCUUUCCUUGCACCUUCGAAAGCACAAAUGUCCAGCAUUUUUCCUUCGUACUGACAAGCCUGGACUCGAAAUGGACGUAUGGUUUUUGCCGCCACGCCCCAGGUGCAGAAACUGCUCUGGUCUUGCUCUCUCAUCUUCCUUGGCACGAAACUUUUUACAAACUUCUAAAUACUUUAUCGGAAAUGAUGACUGCGGGCCGCACCAGCGACUUGACCUCCUGCCUGCAGAAUAUUUACAAAUUUGAAGUCCCCCUUCCAGGUACUGAGAUAACAGUGCCAUAUGGAGAUAACAAGUUCUUUGUAGCUAAGUGUCCAAACCACCUAAAACUGCCAACUAUACCGGAAAAUCGUGACCUAUCUGAGUACUACAAUGCAGUGGACGCAAACAACAUGAUGAUCAUCUUUGCAUCAAUGCUUUACGAGAGAAGAAUCAUUAUGGUGUCAAAGCGUCUGUCGCGGCUGUCAGCCUGUGUUCAGGCAGCCAAUUCAGUCAUAUACCCUAUGCAGUGGCAGCAUAUAUUCAUUCCAGUGUUACCACAGCAUCUCAUCGACUAUCUGUUAGCACCCAUGCCUUUCCUCAUUGGUGUUAACACCUCACUUAUGUCGAAAGUACAAAUGGACGAUAUUGGUGAAGCUGUUAUAUUAGAUGCCGACAACAACACUGUCAAGACUCCCUUCAAUGACGUGGAAACUCUCCCAGAUGAGGUGGUUUCAAAUCUCAAAAGAAACCUCAAGUCGCCAAGCAACAUGCUUGGCGACUGUGUGGCAAGAGCAUUCCUACGUGCGCUUGUUCAGCUCAUUGGCAACUACAAGGAGGCGCUCCAGUUCAGAGAGGAAGAUUCAAAAAUAACAUUCAAUAAAGAAAAAUUUGUUGCCAUCCGUCCGCCGCAUUUCCAGCCAUUUGUAGAGAAGAUGUUGGAGUUGCAGAUCUUUCAACAGUUCAUCGAAGAGAGAUUAGACCGCCUCAAUUCCGGCAAGCAAACCUCAGAUGAGUUUGAAUUAGAAGUUAGUGUUCAUUGUGAAAAGUCGUCUUCGAAGGUCAAGCAGCAGUAUAAGCAGUUUGUGACCAAUGUACGAAAGGAAGGAGGAGCCAUCAUGAAAACUGUCAAGAGCAAGACCAACCCUGCUGUUAAAUCUGCUGUUAAGAGCGUGGCAAAGGGGGGGAAGCAAGUAAAAGAGAAGAGCCGGCAAACAUACAAGGACAUCCGAGGAAAAAUAAAGGAUUUCCAACAACCCCGGGCUGAAGACGGCAGCAUGUCUCCCACUUGGAUGAAUGGUGAUUCACCACAAAAGCCUCGGUCUGCUCCCUCAUCACCUGUAUUAGGAGUCAAGAGAAGACCACAGACAGUUGGAGGCAACGCACCCCACUUUUCUGCAAAGGCCACAUACAAAAGAGCUUCCCAGAUUAAUAUUAGAGAAGAAACUAGUGCUAUGCCUGGAACGCACAAAUAUGAACUCAUCGAAAGAGGAAGUGGCCUCAUGUCUCCAGGAUCCACAGACAGUCUCAGCACGCCUUCCCCUCAAAGCAUAGACCUCAUGGGUGAAAUGGAGGAAGUCAUACGCUCUCGGCUAGGCCAGGAUGAGGAGGACGAGGGACAGAAGAACAACAGCACUGGCAGCAGCAGCAAAAGCAACAGCAUUCCGAGUAGUGUAAGCAAUAGUCCUGCCGUUGGCCACUCCUCAACACUCACGGUGCAGCAUAGUGCUAAAGACCACUCCACUUCUCUCACUGCCUCAAAGAAGCAACUGAGUGCCAGCCUCACCUCUCUCCCUCUCAUUGACCUCUCCUUAGACAUUGAACUUCCUCCUCCCAUUAUGGCAUCUUUUGGAUACCGUUUCCCUGUCUCAUUUGACGAUGACAAUGUUGGUGGUGGGGAUGAAGACGAGGUUGUAGACAGCUCCACUUCAUACUUUCGCUCCCCUAAGCUUCUGCACGAUGAUAGAGACUUCACCACUACAGCCAACCGAGUUGAUGGUGCUGCUUCUUCUGUCUUGGAUACAAAUAGGCGGGGACACAUACAGCUGUCACCACGUUCUCCCUCUCGCCCUUCUAAAGAUGUCUCCAGCGUCUCUGCUGACGGCCAAGACCUCAUCUUUCUGGAGUCCCCACAGGAUGAGAUUUUCGACCCGCUCUUCUCCAAAGACAUCCCUCAAAGGCCUGUGCCGAGCAUCCGACCUAGCCAGCCACCCCCUCCCGUGCCCGGCGUUGCUAGAUCUACCUCAAGCCUUCCAGGAGUGGCAGUACAAGGUGAAGGUGGAGUUGGGGUUGGCAGUGUCAGCAUGUCUCAUCUCCCUGCACAUCCAUCUCUUGCCCGUUCCUCAGCUAUCAACACAACAGGAUUGCCCAAUGCCACUCCUAAACGCCCUUCAGAAUACCGCCCUCUUGCUUCCUAUCAGGGGUUGGGGCCAGAGUACCGUCCAUUCUCUUCCCUUCAGACUAGCAUGGGUACACCAGUUGGCUGUCAGAACCCUAUGUACAAUCAGCACAAACCACCAAGCGCAAACUCGCUCCCAAGUUCCACAAGGGGAGGCAGUGCAGCAGCAGCAUUUGCAUCCAGCAUGUUGUCAGGGAGUUCAGACAACCAACCAGUGACAGCUGCUGCAACCAGACCAGGCCAGUAUGUGCAGUUUGAACCCCCUCUGGCUCAACCUAACAAGGCUGCAGUCACUUCCACCCAGCCCCAGAGGCCUCCAAGACUGUCACAGCGGGAUUUAUUGGGGGAUUUUUCCAAGGACUUCCAAAAACUUAGUGUAAAUAGCCAGUCCAAAGGUGUGACUCUUGGGAACAACAAUAAUACAGUAGUGAAUAACAAUAAAGUAACAGACUCCAGAGGGGAGAGCAAAAAUGACACUAAUGGGCCUAGUGAAAAUAAAUGGGCAACAUUUGAUUAACCGAAAAUAUGAAAGAAAGUAAAUAAAUAAAUUCAAUCUUUACAGCAAGUUAGCAUUGAAAUAUGUUCAGUGUAAACAAGUAAAGUAUCCUCCCAUUCACUUGUGGUUGUGAUAUCAGGUUUGAGGGAAAGCUAGAAGACAAAGGAGCAGUUGAGAAAAUUGCUUCACCGACUACAAUCAUAUUUUAGCACAAUUUGUUUAAAUUUGUUUGGUAUUUUAAGAAGAGAAUCUAAUAGAUGGAAUGCAUGUUUAUUAUAUAGAGGAAGACAUACUUUAAGGAAAUGCAAGUUCUUCAUAUCUUUGUAAGAAUGUUUAUUCUCAUUAGGUUUACUAAUCAUGAACUUUAAUUUAAAUAAGCCAAAGAAUAAUAAGGAAAAAAAAACUAAGUGAAAUAACUGGAAGUAUUUAUAGUUUGGGAUUUGAAUAACACAAGCAAAUGCAGGUGUGCAAGACCACAUUAAAUAUAAGUGUUUUUCAUACAGUUUGUGAUAUUAAUACAUCAAGAGUCAUAAAUGUAAUCAUAUCUGUGUACAUAUGUAUAUACACACACACAUACACUCACACACACAACUUCUAUAUGUAUGUAUUUAGAAUGAAUGCAUGUUUAUUUUAUAGGAAGACCUACACUAAGAAAAUACAAGUUCUUGAUAUCUUUGUAAGAAUGUUUAUUCUCACUAGGUUUACUAAUAAGCCAAAGAGUAAGAAAAAUUGUUUGGGAUUUGUAUAAUGCAAGCAGUCAGCAUGGUUUUACACGAGGUAAAACCAUGUUGAAUGCUAGUGUUUUUUAUGCAAUUAUAUUUAUAUAUCAAGAUAUUUGAAAGUAUUCACACAUGUGGUUAUAAGCAUGUAUAUGUGUAUGUGUCUGUGUGUUUGUAUGUGUGUGUAUAUGUGUAUGUGUGUAUAUAUUUUACCAACAUUGAAUCUAUUUGGAGUGCAGGCAGUUGUUAGUGGAAAAUAUUGCUUCAAAUGAAAAAAAAAAUACUUGUGCAUUGUCAGCAUUAAACUCCUUUUCUAGAAGUAUGAAAAUCCCCAAAUAGCCACAUAAACCUUUUCUUGCUUGAAAUAAAUUCAAUUAUUCUUUAUAACUUUUGUUGCAUAUUUAAAGUUUUACAGCUGGGGUAGUUAUAUAAAAUUUAUAUUUAUUCAUAAUCUAUAUAAAUGUUAUAGAACUGUGCACUACUGAUGGACCUACUGCCAAAUAUCUCUGUAGUUUAAAAUCGCUAGACACAAAAUACCCCAAUACGUGGGAUCAUGGUGCUUAUUCACGCACAAUUUUAGUUGGGACAGAAAGUGUUUUUCUCUCUCUGUUUUUGUUUUACAAUUCUGUCAGAUGAUCUUACAGGUGUUCAUAAUUAUUGUAAAGCCCUUUUUAUAAAAGAGAAAAAAAAAAAUAAAAAAAAUAAAAAAAUUAUACUAUGUACUUGUUAAAUAGGUCACGAAUGUACAGGAAAUUUUAAUGUGUGAAUGGCAAAAGCAAGCAUGUAGUCUCCUGCAGAAAUCCCCAAGACAUAUUAUAGUACAGAACAAAACCCACCUGAUCCACUAUCUGUAGGAUUUUUUUUUCUUUUGUCUGUUCCUGUCCCAUCAUGAAAUAGAAGUUUUAGUCUUGCUAAACUCAUUACAGCAUAUUAGUCGUGUAGCCUAAAAACGCAAAGAUAAAAAAAUCCCAAACAGCCUAUUUGUAGUGUCAAGGAAGAAACCUCUGUCUGUGUAGUCGAGAAAGUAAAUUCUUAAAAUACUUUGCUAAUCACUUGUUAUUAUUGAAUUAUAUAUUUAAAAGAUAUAAAACGCUAAUUAGGAAUAUGAAAUGUUUAAAAAUAUAUUUGUUACCAUCUGUUGCCUCCUGAAAUGCCAUUGUAAAUAUACCAGGCUUCUGUAGGAAUAAAAGUAGUAGACGAAAGAGAUAAAAAUAUAUACGCCCAUGUGCGACUGCAGAAUGUUCAUAAGACUGUAACCCAGUGCUGCAUCUGAAAUUCUCAAUCUGCAUAAAUUAGGUGAAGAUCAUUUUGCAGUCAGCAUGGGCUGGAAUUUCCACUCAUUUUAGGGCUUCAUUGUAAUUUUUCAUUCCAUUCCCAUUGGUCAUGUCUACACAAAUAUUCAUGGUGUCAGUGUUUCCAUGGUCAAGCUGAUAUGCACCAUCUCUCUAUUACUAGUGUCUCAUUGUUAUUUUCCUAUGAUAAAUAUAUUUAUCAAUAAAUC
Messenger RNA from Penaeus vannamei (Pacific white shrimp), 5320 nucleotides. Its product is annotated as DENN domain-containing protein 1A. The record is from RefSeq and is a predicted model, not a curated record. Gene Ontology annotation, biological process: endocytosis; endocytic recycling. Gene Ontology annotation, cellular component: cytosol; intracellular membrane-bounded organelle. Lineage: Eukaryota; Metazoa; Arthropoda; Malacostraca; Decapoda; Penaeidae. Gene Ontology annotation, molecular function: guanyl-nucleotide exchange factor activity; phosphatidylinositol phosphate binding.